AUGACCGAAUGGUCCAAUCAUGAGGACAAGGCCGUUGUGCGCAACGCUGCUCAUGAAAUUGUUGACGUUGCUGAGACCACCGCGAAGACGAAUGGAACAUCCCUUACCUUCAAAUACUCGAACUAUUCCUUGCCACAGCAGGACCCCCAUUCAAGUUACGGCGCGGAAAACCUCGAAAGAUUGGGAAAGGUUGCAAACAAGGUCGAUCCUAAGGGCAUAUUCCAAAGCCUGCGAAAUAGCAGCUGGCUGGUGAGCCGAGCAGGAAGCAAAUGA
Penicillium waksmanii is the source of this 273-nucleotide messenger RNA. Its product is annotated as FAD-binding domain-containing protein. Gene Ontology annotation, molecular function: flavin adenine dinucleotide binding; oxidoreductase activity. The transcript has a single exon. Lineage: Eukaryota; Fungi; Ascomycota; Eurotiomycetes; Eurotiales; Aspergillaceae. Bases 1 to 273 code for a protein of 90 amino acids. The record is from RefSeq and is a predicted model, not a curated record.